UUCCUCCUCUUUGCAAAAAAUGAACAGGAUAUCAUUGUUGGAAAGUCUUCGAAGUUUGAAAAGUUUAGAGAAUAGUUUAUGUGAACCUGCUGAUGAAGAAUAUGUUGAAUGACUAUGAGGGAGUUUGAGAUUUUUCGUGUUAUAGGCCUAAAAUAGGAGUAGGAAAACUUUAUUUUGAAAAGGAAAUAUUUUGGAUGUUUAGGGAAGGUAUGGAGAGUGUGGUAUCAGCCUAGGGUGGGUGUAGGACAACCAUGGUGUUGGGUUGGGUUCUAAGACAGGAAAAUGGAGAAGUUUCAACCCAAUUAAUGUCACCACACUUGGGCUUUAUUCCCCUGAUCUGUCUUUCCCUUGGCGGGCUACGGAGAGUCUUCGGGCAUGCUCCCGGAUAUAUAUCAUUUAACUUCCUUUGAUUGAUUUUCAGGUUGCUAUUUCAAUGGAUACUCAAUUACUGGGUGUUUUGCAUCACUAGGCUCUCUGAUUCCCAUAGAUGUAAAAUGCUGUUAUGGUCUAUUGUCUUCUUCGCACAUUGUUACAGUACUUUCUGCGCAUUCUAAGGCUGAGAUUAGCUAGGAAAGGUUGAUCAAAGAGGUGUGAAAGUUUCAUGCAGUAAGGGUUCAUGCCGAGUCUUCUUUAUUGGCCGGAGCUUGGCGGUACUUUGAACAAAUUGGAAAUUUCAACGCCUCCACCGAUCAACAAAAUGGAAAUUUCACCAUGUGCUUAAGGCCAUGUGACAUUCAGAUUCCACUAAACCGGCUAUAUUUACCCUGUCAAACGCCACAGACAAUGAUUUCCAGAUUAUAGGCAUUGCGUAUCAGAUGUGCAGAUUUCCCGCGUGGGAUGAGACACCAUCUCCAAGAUUCCUCCUAGGUAGGGCUAAACCUGCAACUGGUUGGAAAAUUGUUCUUCAGAGAAGUUCAAGAAACCGGCCCGUCAAGCAUCGAUUCCGGUGAGCAGCUUCCGGAACCCAUCCGUCGACCCUCAGAAUUAGCCAAACCCAUUGUACACGAAUGAGCCAGUACGAAGAAGAAACAUUCCAGAUUCAAUUUUGGACGCAUUUUGACAAGUUUGCGCCCAUUCAACAGUCAUGGUGCAUCUAUCGAGCAACUCCGCCUAACCCAUCAGGUUUUGGAAGUGAGAAAUGGAUUCUACGAGAACUCAUGCUGCAGCUUUGGGUUUUGCUUAUAUAUGCCCUUCAUUAAUGAAAGUUCAUAAUUUAUGCUACUGCACUCUGGUAUAUAAAUAAAAAGAAAAAAAUGCAGUGGUAGGUUGUAUAUGGUUCCUCAUGUAAAAGUUAUUCCAUUCUGAGUGAGCUUUGUUCAUGGUUUAGGACAUUUUGGUGGCUAAUUGAUCUUAGUUGUAAUUUGGCAGGGAAUACAUCCCAGUGGGCGUGUUUGCAGCCAUGACAGUGUUAGAAGUCCUGAUCUCUUUUGCCCGUGUCUUGAAGAGGGGAAUGAUGAUUUGGACUGGUGAUGAUGCUUUAAAGGAGUUACAAGACGCUAAUGUGUCAAGACAGUGCUUCCCAAUAUUACAAGAGUGUGCUACAAAGGUUGUCUCUCUAUUACACGUGUAACAACCUAGUGCAUACUAACAUUACUUUUCUUAUUGGCGAAAUAAUUGCUAACGUCAUUUUUAAGUCUUUUGCAUCACUUGCUGCCAUUGCUAACUUUCCUGAAGGCAAUCAGAGUUGCUUCUGAUGCAGAGUCCAAUGUUCCUCAGCUCAGUGGCAAGGCAGCAACUGCACUGGAAGGGUUGUUCUCGUCGCUUAGUUACCUCUUCUCAGAGAAUGGGGCUCAUGUAUGCGAUUAUCAGCUAGCACUUCAGCGUCAUAUCAAAAGAGUUGCUGGCCUUGUAGCGAGAUUCGUCUCUCUUAUCUGGUGUCCUUGUGGCGAGAAUGUCUCUAAUCAUCUUUCACGAGGUGUGGCGAUACAAGCUCUUAUGUGCUUUGCAGGAAUGGAAGUGCUGUGAAUAUAUGGGCAAAUACAUUUAGCUUAUGGCGCUUGAAUCCAGCUGUUGUCUUCAGAGAAAUUGCUGAUCUUUCUCUAUCUGUAAUUCUUACAUCAGGGUAUUCAUGAAUGCAUUCAAGACUCCUUUGAAUUUUAGUGGUGAUAAAUUUAUAUUUGCUCUGCUUUUAAAAGUUUUUGCUUUGUUUCGAGUUCUAAAAAAUUCUUCUAUGGUCCAAACUAGCUGUAACGCCAAUGGAGUACAAUGUUCUAGAGAAGAGCAUUAAUUUAAAAUGUGAUAUAUUUAAGUACCUUAGGGAAAAAUUUGUUCGCAGAAAUUCAGCACGACAUACUUUGGAUAUUUCAUCCUGGAGCUUAUUCUAAAUUACUGCGUUUGUGUACUUGUCUCUAUUUCUUCUUUAAAUUUUGUUAAUAUGCAGAGCAUAUUUGGAAUUCAUCCUAUAAGGUCAUUAUUUAAUCAGAUUUGCUCUUACAGGACUCUGUCACCUAUGAACUCCUUUUCAUCUGAACUCGGUGUUCCUUUUAGUACAUCACUGGAAGCUCCACAUGUUAUAGACACUGAGUCACAGUUAUGGGCAGCUAUAAUCUCCAGAGGCCCUAGAAGUUAUCCACUGAAUGCAAGUUAUAAAACCGCCGAUUCAUAUGCUUUCCAGGAUUCACUUGGUACAUCUAUAGAAGAAAUAUGCAAGACUGUUCCUGGUGGCUGUCUUAUAUUUUUCCCUAGCUAUAAGCUGAUGGAGAAACUUAGUUGUCGCUGGCAGGAAACAGGCCAAUGGGCUAGACUUAAUGCUAGAAAACCACUUUUUGUUGGUAAGAUUUGUCCAAGUUCAUCAUUUUCUCAUCAAUGCUUUAUUUACUUGCACAUGAAGGACCUAGUUGACAACAACAACCCCAGUAAAAUCCCACAGUGGGGUCUGGGGAGGGUGGGCUUACGCAGAACUUAACCAGAUUCGGAAAGUAGAGAGGGAAGGACCUACUUGACUAAAAAAUAGAAACUAUGGACACAACAUUUCUGGCUGUGAGGAAGUAAGCUGAUUUUGCUUUAUUAUGCUUACUGCUUCCCCAUAAUUUUUCAUUGGUUGGCAUUUUUUAUUUAGAGCCAAGAGGAAGCCAGGAAGAAUUUGAAUCUGUUUUGAAGGGUUAUUAUA
Messenger RNA from Cuscuta campestris, 3109 nucleotides. Lineage: Eukaryota; Viridiplantae; Streptophyta; Magnoliopsida; Solanales; Convolvulaceae. The record is from the annotation of a GenBank genome assembly.